AUGGCCCUGGGGGCAAUGUUGGCACAAGAAGUAGAGAAUCUAGAAAGAGCCAUCUAUUACAUUAGUAAGAAACUCCUUGCUUAUGAGGAGAAUUAUUCACUAAUAGAAAGAACCUGUCUGGCUGUAGUAUGCGCAACUAAGAAGUUAAGGCACUGCUUUCAGACCCAUCGAGUUAUUGUAGUAUCCCGAAUGGAUCCUUUAAAGUACAUAUUUGAAGUACCGACACUAGUUGGAAAAUUGGCCAAAUGGUUGGUCCUACUGUUUGAAUUUGAUAUUGUGUAUGAGACUCGAAAAACCAUCAAAGGGUGUGUAGUGGCUGAAUUUCUUUCUGAAAUUCCAGUUAAUGAAGAGGAAGAAGUUGAAACAGCCUUCCCGGAUGAGAGUCUCAAGCUAGUAGAGGUCCAGCCAUGGAAAAUGUACUUUGAUGGGGCCAUGAAUAAGAGCGGAGCUGGUAUAGGGGUAGUUUUAGAAGCACCGAAUGGAGAACAAUUAUUAAUGUCAAAAAGGCUAUGUUUCCCAACCUCUAAUAAUAUUGCAGAAUAUAAGGCUUACAUUUAUGGCCUAGAGGCAUUAAUAGCUAUUGGGGCUAAAAAAGUGGAGGUGUUCAGAGAUUCAAUGCCAGUGGUUUCCCAUGUUAAAGGUGAAUGGGAAUUGAAAGAAGAAAAGUUGAGGCCAUACCUAGAGUAUGCUAAGAAACUAUUAUUUAGCUUUGAGGAAGUGACAAUGAAGCACAUGCCUAGAGCUUAG
Molecule: messenger RNA, 747 nt
Organism: Hevea brasiliensis (rubber tree)
Lineage: Eukaryota; Viridiplantae; Streptophyta; Magnoliopsida; Malpighiales; Euphorbiaceae
Exons: 1
Coding region: 1-747 (248 amino acids)
Molecular function (GO): nucleic acid binding; RNA-DNA hybrid ribonuclease activity
Source: RefSeq, a predicted model, not a curated record